UUUGCCCUGGGAUUUACCGGCGGAAGCACUACGGCGCGCUAAAGCCGGGACACAGCUGAAAGACAAGCCGGCAGGGAUUAGAAAGUUAUUGCCCCCGCCCACCCGACACGCUUUCGCCCGAGUGUCUGUUCCUUGUUGGAACAGCUGCGGCGCGGGUUUGCGCGCGCGUCUUGUGUGCUCAACGACGCGGACGAUUUUCGAGGCGUGCUGCAUAUUCCAUUUGCGGAAUAUACUAGCUGCAUCUCGGACGGGGUCAGUGACUUCGGCAGUGACUCUUCCGGGAGCAGACGACAGUUUUGCCCACGUCAUGUCCAGCGCGUCGUCGUCACCACCAGAAGCCAUAAAGCCGGCAGCCGCCAUACACCGAUCUCUCAGACGCCGCUUGCCUGUCCUCAGGUUCGCAGAGGAGUCGUCAUGGCGGCUUGGAGCACCGUCUUCGUCGUUUCUCUCGUGUUUCUUCACCACAGCCGCGCUGCGAGCGAGAGCGAGAUUCUGGCCAACUUCAGGCGCUGUCAGCGGCUGUGCAACCGAGUGUUGAGCAACACCAGCCUGCUGGGCGUCGUGGUGGGCGUCGGCGAGAACCUGCAGAACGCCACUGCCACUGUGGGCACCGGCAUCCGCGGAGGCAUCCAGGGCGUCGCCACGGGCGUGCGCCAGGGAACGGCCGCCGUUGUCGAGAACGUCCGUAAGAACAUACAGGCUGUCAGGAACGGUAUCCGGCCCAACAGGUACCCGGAGGACGACUACAAGGAGAACAGCCCUUUGCCACCCGAGGAACAUCUCUACGUGGUCCCUGCUCCAUGACACCGCCGCGACGUUGCUGGGCGGCUAAGGCCUAAUCGCCUUUUGCACAAAACCAGCUGCACAUCUAACUCAUACUCAUUUCAUACAUCUUAUACCUCGUCAUAUAAUGUUAACCACGACGCUGCGCAGGUCGUCGCACACACGAUCACAUGGUAUCUGCACAUAUAUAGCGCGACCGUGCGCAUAAAACACACACAUGGAAAUAGAGAGCCUCAUUGUUGUGACUGUGCAACUCGCUUCCAUCUAUGGAAAUUUGCUGUCUGCCCAUUGUUCGGUAGUUUGAACAAGAAAACCAAGCUCACGAAUGAGAAGCCGUUUACGGUAUAGGUGCGUUAAUCCGAAUAUGUACAACAGUGGCACGGU
Molecule: messenger RNA, 1167 nt
Organism: Dermacentor albipictus
Lineage: Eukaryota; Metazoa; Arthropoda; Arachnida; Ixodida; Ixodidae
Source: RefSeq, a predicted model, not a curated record